AUGGAAAACAUGACCGACGUCGAACCAGUAUUUCAAACGUUGGCAAUUGGUAUCGCGAAACAGGCGACGGACGCCAAUGGCAAAAUUACGCACUCGCUUGACCUAGUCAAUUCAGACAUUUCCCCGUUCAAAAAAUUCUCAAAGAAAGACUCCAUCACCCUACAAAAUAUACUUACAUUCAGCGGCGACUUGGGUCCUUUUAAGCUCGAUAUAUUCUUUGACACAGACACAUACGAUGUUAAUGGCAGCAUAAAGGUUUUUGGACAUUCCAUUCUUGGAGUCGCACUCAACGCAAAGACCCUGGAUGACCUCAAAUACAAUAUCGGUAUAGCCAAGGGCGACUUAUUCUUCUAUAUUGUAAACAACAACGAGCUGUGGGUGCAUCUAAAAUGUGAUCCUUUCGUUGGCAGAACGUACAACAAAGAGUCGAAGCUUUUCCAGUUUUAA
Messenger RNA from Penicillium maclennaniae, 447 nucleotides. RefSeq lists its product as uncharacterized. The record is from RefSeq and is a predicted model, not a curated record. The transcript has 3 exons. Lineage: Eukaryota; Fungi; Ascomycota; Eurotiomycetes; Eurotiales; Aspergillaceae. The coding region runs from base 1 to 447 and encodes 148 amino acids.